Messenger RNA from Brassica rapa (field mustard), 2743 nucleotides. Its product is annotated as FBD-associated F-box protein At3g49020-like. Lineage: Eukaryota; Viridiplantae; Streptophyta; Magnoliopsida; Brassicales; Brassicaceae. The record is from RefSeq and is a predicted model, not a curated record. Gene Ontology annotation, molecular function: protein binding.
UUUUAUUUGGUUAAUUUUUCUGGCAGAAAAAUCGGUGGUGAGAGUUUGAGAAAUCGAGAUGUUGUGAAUGAGGACAGACUCAGUGCAUUACCUGAUGAUUUGCUUCUGCGGAUAUUAUCUCCACUUAGAACCGAAGAUGUGAUAUACACUAGCUUUUUGUCUAAACGUUGGAGAUAUCUUUGGAAGAUGGUACCAAAUCUCAAGUUUGACUCCUAUUCAUUUUCGGAGCAUGUUUACAAGUCUCUGGCUUUGCACAAAGCUCCCUUUCUCAAGAGUUUGCACUUAAAAGUUAAACAUGAACGCGAUGCUUCCGAUGUUGGAAUAUGGAUUGGGGUUGCAUUUGCGCGCAAAGUGCGUCAACUGGUACUCAGCGUUUUCUUUAUGAAGGACAGCUUUGUCAGAUUCCCAAGUGUUUUGUGUAGUUGGAAUGAUACACUCGUGUUCUUGAAACUCAAACAUAGCAUUCUUUUAAACUUUCCUUCUAGGGUUUGCUUGAUGUCUCUUAGAAAGCUGCACCUUCACUAUGUGAUGUUCAAUGAUGAAGAAUCUGUUUGCCCUAGACUUGAAGAUUUGAUCAUUCGAGGAAGCUAUGUAGAUGUGAAGACUUUCACUAUUGAUGUGCCAUCGUUACAAAGACUAAUAAUGGAAGAGGAUAACCUAGUGGAAAGAGAUGGAGGACGCUAUGUGAUAAAAGCUCCUUCUUUGAAAUACUUAAAAAUGUCAGGGUUCGUUGGUCGUGAGGUUCUUCUGAUUGAGAAUUCGCCGGAGCUGGUAGAGGCAGAAAUCAUUGACAUUUACAAUAUAGCCAAUGAGAACAUUCUGGUCUUUCUUACUUCAGCCAUAUGGUUUUGCUUACACUUAUCACCCUUGGAGGUAAUUUUAAGAUUUUGCACAUUUCUUCUUGACAACUAGGAUAAGACAUGCGCUUUGUUUGCGCAUGAUGAAUUUAUAUGAAAAUUAUUUCAGAAAUAUCGUAUGGAAAAUAAAAUUUAUAUUAUUGAUCGAAUAAAUUUUUUUGACCAUUAAACAAAUUUUUUAAAUUCUUUUUUUUGUUAAUUACAUAAUUUGCUUACUAAUGAGUUGAUCCCAUUUUUUAAAAUAUUUUAGGUCAAAAACUCAGUUAUCGCAUAAGAACCUAACGUUUAGGCCGAAGAAUCUUAGACCUACUAUUUGGUUACAAUGAAACUAUCCCAGCUCGGUUUUAUAUCAUGAUUUAGCAAUUUAAAAGUUAAUUAUUGUUAUAAGAAGUGUACAUUCAUGUGCCAAUCAUAUCUAUCUUCAAUAUUUUUCUCAUUUUUGUGUCGUUUUUUUUUUAUUUUGGUUAUUGCUCGAUAUAAAAAUUGAUUUUUGAGAGUAUUCUCAUUUCGUUAUUUUGUUUUGGGCUGAGAUUUAGAAAAUAUUUAAGAUUUAAAAUUAUUAAAGAGAUACAUACUUAGUUUAAGAUUUGCGCUUUGUCCAAAAUAAAUACUUUAUAUUUAUUAUUUAUUUUAUGUUUUUUUUUUGCAUAUUAUGAAAUAAGAAAAUAAUAAUUAUAUAUUAAAUAACUAAGAAAUUGGUUACUAUUAUGUAAUAAAUUGGCAUGCGCAUAUAAAUCAAACGACCGCUCUUGUUUAUUCGCAAUCAUUUUAGGGUAAAUAAAUCAAAACAAUCCAGUACAAGAAAACGUGGGAGUAACGACUACAGUAUUCGUUGCUACUUGGUCGUAAUAUAGGCUUUACGACUAAUUAGCUUCAAAAAUCGAUUGGUCGUUAGACACUGGUCGUAAAUAUCUAUUCGCGAAAAAUUGGUCGUAAAUGUACGACUAAACGCUUUAGUAGUAAAGCAGACGUAAAUAUACAACUACGAGUUUGGUCGUAUAUUAAACGUAAAUAACUUAGUCGUAAAGCAGAAGCAAAAGUACGACUCAUCAUUUGGUUGUAAAGUAAACGCAAAAGAGUUAGUCGUAAAUGUGACGCACUUUUACGUCUCACAGAUUAGAUGUAUAUUAGUCGUAAAUAUACGACCAAUUUGCCUCUCCGUCGAUGUUUAUUUGUCGCAAAAUGAACGACCAUUAUACAUCGACGCUAGAUGUUCAUUGGUCGUAAAUUAACCCCACUUUAUUUAUUUAUUUUCGGAUUUUGUAUUUAGUUACGAAUUUAAUAUAAUAUUUAAAAUCAAAUAUUUAAAUUUUAAAAUCUUGAUGAAAUUAAAAGAAAAUAUCUAACAUUCAGAAACAUAAUAAUAUCCAUAAUAUAAAACAUUCAAAAUACUAAUUAACUAAUAACGGAAAAAACUAAGGGCAACAUUAUUGGUAGGACUUUUUUAUGAGUCCUUAGCUUAUUUUAUUAUGUUUUUAUGUUAAGAGACAAAGCUUAAGAGACAAUCCCUAAAGUAUAGAUUAUUGGUAGGACUUUUGUUGUCUCUUAGUAAAAUAAUUAUUUAUUUUUUUGUAUUUUUUAGGAGUAAUGAUAUAUAAAAGAUAAGUUUUAAAUAAAACAUAUAACAUUAAAAUUGAAAACAUAAUUAAAUUUCAAAGUUGCAACAAAAAAAAAAUUUGGAAAAAAAUUACAAGCUUAAUAAAUAAAAGCAAACACACAUUUUAUUCAAUGCAUAGAAAGUUACAAAUUAUAUACAAUUUUACUAGCAUUUGUAUACAAUUUUACAUUGUCAAACUCAUGCGAGAAGAUGUCGACGUUGUCACAGCAUUACACAUUAUACAUGAUCAUAAACGUCAGUACAGCAACAUUAACGAAAACGAGACAGA